AUGUCUAUCUGUCUAUUUCAUUCUGUUCAUAUCUAUCUAUCUAUCUAUCUAUCUAUCUAUCUAUCUAUCUAUCAUAUUUGGGUAACACCCGAUUAUAUAUCAUACUGUUCUUUUUGUUUAUUACAAUCUAUCUAUCUAUCUAUCUAUCUAUCUAUCUAUCUAUCUAUCUAUCUAUCUAUAGUUUAUGCAAAACUAGUUUUUCAAUAUCUGUGGGCGUACGCUAUCUAUCUAUCUAUCUAUUUCAGUCUGGUCAUAUCUAUCUAUUUAUCUAUGUUCAUUAUCUAUCAGUUCUGUCUCAUGUCCGCCACAUGGACAUACACUCUAUAUCUAUCUAUCUAUCUAUCUAUCUAUCUAUCUAUCUAUCUAUCUAACCAUCAGAUAAUCUCUUGUAACUACGACAGCAUUUGGGUCCACACUGAUAAACAGUCGUUCCCCGUUCAGCCUGCUUUCCUGUUCCAUUCGAUUAUAAAAUGUAACAUUUGCUCGCUGUACUUAUUCGGGAUGCUGGUUCAAUUUCAGAGAACGGUAAGUACGAGUUAUUAUGUUUUACUCUCACAUAACUCAGCUCAGGCUAUCUAUCUAUCUAUCUAUCUAUCUUAUCUGUGUGUCUAUCUAUCUAUCUAG
This is a messenger RNA of Acanthosepion pharaonis, 624 nucleotides long. Lineage: Eukaryota; Metazoa; Mollusca; Cephalopoda; Sepiida; Sepiidae. The record is from the annotation of a GenBank genome assembly.